Phycomyces blakesleeanus NRRL 1555(-) is the source of this 405-nucleotide messenger RNA. RefSeq lists its product as hypothetical. NCBI's taxonomy places the organism in Eukaryota, Fungi, Mucoromycota, Mucoromycetes, Mucorales, Phycomycetaceae. The coding region runs from base 1 to 405 and encodes 134 amino acids. The transcript is spliced from 3 exons. The record is from RefSeq and is a predicted model, not a curated record.
AUGAAUAACACAGAUAAUAAUUCCAUCUCUUUGCUACACGCCAUGUACAAUGAGAUACUAUCUUUGAAGACAGGCCAAGAAAAGGCCAAACUUGAAAUGAAGGCACAGAUCGAAGAGUUGAAGCUCGAAAUGAAGACAAGCAUCGAAGAUUUGAAUUUGGAGAUUACUGCUCUCCAGAGCCAACUGGAGAAUAGAAACAUUUCCAACCAACACACUUCGCCUUCUGUCUCUGCCAUUUCUAGUGCUAAUACCAUCCGCAAACCGGUGAGCAUAUUCCGUGAAAUAACUUUAAAGCAUAUCUUCAAGAUGAUAAGUGAAGACCUUGGCAUUGAAGGGGGCAAAGUGGAUAUUUGGCAAAAAAUCGCCACAAAGCCGCCUUGUCAAACCGCCAUAAAGCAGCCAUAA